Messenger RNA from Camelina sativa (false flax), 373 nucleotides. Lineage: Eukaryota; Viridiplantae; Streptophyta; Magnoliopsida; Brassicales; Brassicaceae. The record is from RefSeq and is a predicted model, not a curated record.
GUCAAUGCAGAACUUGAACCAUAAAAACAUUGUCAAGUAUCUUGGAUCAUUGAAGACAAAGACUCACCUUCACAUUAUUCUGGAAUAUGUUGAGAAUGGCUCUCUCGCAAACAUUAUUAAACCAAAUAAAUUUGGUCCUUUCCCUGAGUCGUUGGUGACUGUUUACAUUGCACAGGUCUUGGAAGGUUUAGUAUAUCUGCAUGAGCAGGGUGUCAUACAUCGUGAUAUCAAGGGUGCAAAUAUUUUGACAACGAAGGAGGGACUUGUUAAGCUUGCUGACUUUGGAGUUGCCACUAAACUAAAUGAGGCUGAUUGUAACACUCACUCAGUGGUCGGAACUCCUUACUGGAUGGCUCCUGAGGUACAUCUUUGA